CAGACUGAUAAUUCUAACUACGAAAAGAACGAGGAGUUUAAAAGUACGUGUAAAACCUUGAUCCUGCUGGAUAUAUUUUAUGAUUAACAAGAGAGGUAGAGAGGCAACAAUCUUCAUACAGAUUUGUUGCUUCUCCCAUUUGUUAUAAUCAAAAGCUGGCUGUGUUACAAAAUAUGCUAAAUGAAAAACGUGACGUAUGUUUAUGUGACAAAGUAAAGCAUAAGGAGAGAAGUCGCCAAAGGAAUAGUUCUGACCGGAUAUACGAGACAUAACUCAUUCGAUCAUGUAUAGUGCAUAGAAGUGUUAACUUAUUCAUUAAAGCAGUGUGUGUGAGCAAAAAUAGAAUUCAAAAUCGAAAAGGUUCAUACAAUCCUACAGCCAAUAGUAUCUCCAGCAGUUUAACUGUCAUCAAAUGUUGAAUAUAAGUUGACACCAUAAUCGACGAGUGCUACAUAUCAACCAUAAUACAAACUAAAUAUUUGGAUAAAAUUGUUAUUUGCAUGCAAAGUACAUCAUGAACAACGGAUCAAAAUUGCGGGAUGUCAGUAGCGAGGCUUUAACAACAACCCCUCACAUAUACACCAAGUCGAUAUUAACCGCUUUCGACUGGAAAGAGUUUGCAUGUGGGUGUGGGGCAGCCUUUAUAAAUAUAGGCGUCACCUAUCCAAUAUAUAAAAUGAUUUUUCGCCAAAUGCUCCAUGGUGUGCCAAUAACAUCAGCUUUCGGCCAGUUGCGGCACGAAGGCUUAGGAUUUCUCUAUCGUGGUAUAUUCCCGCCAAUGGCACAAAAAACAAUAUCUUUGUCAAUUAUGUUUGGUGUGUUUGAUGGUUCACGCAGAUAUUUAAUUGACAACUUUAAUAUUAACGCAUACACGGUUAAAAUAAUAGCUGGUAUUACAUCAGGCACAGUUGAGGCUGUACUACUUCCUUUCGAAAGGAUACAAACAUUGUUGGCACAUUCAAAAUACCAUGCAUAUUUCGCUAAUACCCCGCGAGCGUUCAAUUAUGUACUAGUACAUCACGGAUUUUUAGAGCUAUAUAGAGGUAUUGUGCCAGUGCUGUGGCGAAAUGGACCAUCAAAUGCCAUGUUCUUUAUGCUUCGGGAGGAAGUUUCAUUAUUUCUACCAGAGACUACGUCGAAAACAAGCAAAGCAGCACAGGAAUUUGUUGCGGGUGCAAUUAUCGGAGCGUCAAUUAGCACACUUUUUUAUCCGCUAAAUGUUAUAAAAGUUGCUAUGCAAAGUGAGAUGGGUCAAAAAUCGGAAACAAUGUGGACGAUAUGCAAACGAAUCUAUUUUGAGCGAGGAAAUCGUAUAAAAUAUUUCUACAGAGGAUGUGGUUUUAACUCUUUUCGUUCCUUUAUUAGUUGGGGAAUUAUGAACACCGCUUACGAAAACUUAAAGAAAAUUAUUUCAUAAAAAUGUUAAUGGCGCUGAAUUCAUUUCGGCAACCGAUUAUAGCGCACAUGGAAUGUCCGUUUUGUGACAGUGUUGCAGAGGACUGAAUCGAGCCGAACUAUGCCUGAUACAUGGUACGUUCAUGUACAUUCAGGCGGUGCAGUAUCGUACUGAAACCAAGCUAGAAAUUUUGUUAGAUUUUGUAUAUAGCAAAUAAGAAUUUGUGUUUUGAAAUGUGUUACUAGCUAAAUUUCUUUUGUAAAUUUAAGUAAAAUUAAAUUUUAUUUAAAUACUUUUUUUUUAAAACUGCCCUUAGAACUUCUCAUUCUAUAUACAUUGUAACAUAGUUUACGUACAUUAAAAAUUUGAAGCUAGAUGUUUAGUUCUAUUAGUGAAAUGGAUAUGUAAGUAUAGGAGAAUGUGUAGAGAGUAGUAAAAACACCAAACUAAGGUUUCGUUUAUUAUAACUAAAUACAUUGCGCAUUUAGUCAUUCAUUUAGCAAACUUUUAAGCAGUAAGAAUGUGGUUUUGUAAAAUACUAUUAUUAGCUUACAUGCAACUAGUCCCUAUUAAGUAAGCAUACGUAUUUAUAUAGUAUUCAUAAUACAUACUCACUUGCUAUGAAUAUUUCAAGAGGUCAAUGUAUUGUAAUUAAUUAUGACGUAUAAAGUAAUUCUCUUGUAUGUCAAUUGCAAAUUCAUGUUACGUUAAAAACGAUUAUAAAUUUUUAAUAUGGAAUAAAAUUACAUGUCUUUAGAAGCAUUACUGCUGUUAUUGCCAUUAUCAAAUACAUUUACAUACAUAAAUGUUUCUGUUAAUAAUAAGUUCAAAGAGCGCGUUGACCGCCAUUACUUGGGUGACAAUAAAUUUCAUUCUACUUGCGUCUGCGUAUGAUAUAAGAAUGUUGGGACUACUUACGUCCGAUUAUUUUUGUAUAUUUCGUAAUAGUGCUUUAAAAUAUCUAGUCAUUUGCCCUUUGUAUCAACAUAUACACACGUAUGCAUAUUUACCUGUACAUACACAUUAUAUAGCACUGUUCUUACAUACAUACCUACAUACAUAUGCUGUAUUAAAAAAUUACAAAAAUAAAUUAAUGACAGUAAAACCAUUAACUACUGCAAAAUAGCCAGAAAA
Bactrocera neohumeralis is the source of this 2530-nucleotide messenger RNA. Its product is annotated as mitochondrial nicotinamide adenine dinucleotide transporter SLC25A51. The coding region runs from base 515 to 1417 and encodes 300 amino acids. The transcript has 4 exons. The record is from RefSeq and is a predicted model, not a curated record. NCBI's taxonomy places the organism in Eukaryota, Metazoa, Arthropoda, Insecta, Diptera, Tephritidae.